Molecule: messenger RNA, 10233 nt
Organism: Periophthalmus magnuspinnatus
Lineage: Eukaryota; Metazoa; Chordata; Actinopteri; Gobiiformes; Gobiidae
Gene: celsr2
Product: cadherin, EGF LAG seven-pass G-type receptor 2
Exons: 34
Coding region: 239-9184 (2981 amino acids)
Biological process (GO): G protein-coupled receptor signaling pathway; cell surface receptor signaling pathway; homophilic cell-cell adhesion
Cellular component (GO): plasma membrane
Molecular function (GO): G protein-coupled receptor activity; calcium ion binding
Source: RefSeq, a predicted model, not a curated record
GUCAUUCAGCGGAGUUGCGCGCACGGAGCGGAGGUCUGUCGGCUGUUGCUGUGUUCAGUGAGAGUGUGUGAGCGUUUUGAGUAAGGUUACUCAUAGAAACACGGCUAAAAUAGCGGAGAUAAGUGCGUCCGUGCCAAAGCAUGGAUACGAAUAAACAAAAGGAAACUUACAGACGGAAAGUUUAACCCGGAGGAUCAGUGGCAGAGCUUUCCAAAGUGGACACAAAGUGAGGAGCGAGAUGCACUUCUUUAAAUGGGAUUUGUUGUUGUUUUUUCUUUGCUGUAAAGUACUUCCAGUGGUGCACUGCUUCACCGUUCACAUCAGCGAGGAUGCGGGGCCAAGGACAGUGGUGUCCGGUGUGGAGCAGGACGCGAGAUGCACUUUGGACCAAGUGCUUGCUCCUAAAUUCACAGAGCGCUUUUUGGACACGGACUCAUCACGGGGUAUUGUGUUUAUCACGGACUUUGUAAAGUGCUCUUGGCUGCGCUCCAACCCGUUUACGGUGUACACUGUGUGGGAUUGUGCGGACCUCUCCUCCGGCUAUAGGCACCUAGUGACCAGUCAGUGGGACGUGUAUGUUCACGGCAGGAACUGUUCAAAUAAACGCACUAAACCUCAAUGGGACAUGGAGGUACUCAGUUUGUUCAUAGGCCACAGACACCAACAUCGCACCGAAUGCCACCAGGCGGACUCUGCUCUGUUCCCCGUGGGGGGUCUUGUGCCGGGACUCCUCCACAGAUGCAGAGUGACCAACACCAGGGACUUCUACUUGUCUGAGGGUAACUUGUUUGUGUCUGAGACUCUGUGCUGGCUUCAGGACUCUCUGUUUGAAUUAGAUCUGCUAUGUGACAUUGAGAAGGACUUUAAAGUUAGUCCUGUGUCCAUCCACUGGCGCGUGGGGCAGGGCCCCUUUAGACAGGAGCAUCUGUCCCAGCUCUUAGAGAAGGCAGCUCAGUCUGAUUCAGGGAUAGUGAGCCGUAGUGGGAGGAGGAGGAGAAGCAUCAACAGCAGCCCCCAGUUCCAGCCCCCAAUGUACCAAGUGUCUGUGUCUGAGAACAAGCCGGCCGGGGCUCCUGUGGUGGUUUUGAAAGCUGUGGACAUGGAUGAGGGGGAGGCAGGGCGCUUGGAGUACUUUAUUGAGGCUCUCUUUGAUAGUCGCUCUAAUAACCUGUUUGCUGUUGACCAGGCCUCUGGGGCUGUAUCCACUGUGGAUGUGUUAGAUAGAGAGACAAAGGACACUCAUGUGUUUCGUGUGACUGCAGUGGACCACGGCACACCACGCCGCACAGCUAUGGCCACACUGACCAUCACAGUCAGUGACACCAAUGAUCAUGAUCCUGUGUUUGAGCAGCAGGACUACAAGGAGAGUAUAAGGGAAAAUCUAGAAAUAGGCUAUGAAGUUUUAACUGUGAGAGCUACAGACGGUGAUGCACCAGUAAAUGGUAACAUCCUGUAUCACAUUAUUAACAGUAAUGGCACUAAUGAUGUGUUUGAGAUUGACUCCAGGUCUGGUGUGAUCCGCACCAAAGGCCUCGUGGACAGAGAGGAGGUAGACUCAUAUUUACUCAUAGUAGAGGCCAAUGACCAGGGUCGUGACCCUGGGCCACGCAGUGCCACUGCCACAGUGCACAUUGUGGUGGAAGACGAUAAUGAUAAUGCCCCUCAGUUCAGUGAGAAGCGCUACGUUGUGCAGGUGCCAGAGGACAUGAACCCCAACACUGAGAUCCUGCAGGUUACCGCCACUGACCAGGAUCGAGGAAGCAAUGCUAUGGUGCACUUCAGCAUCAUGAGUGGCAACACCAGAGGCCAAUUCUACAUUGAUGCUCAAACGGGCAAAAUGGACCUGGUCAGUCACCUGGACUAUGAAGCCAACAAGGAAUACACUCUGAGGAUCAGGGCUCAGGAUGGGGGCCGUCCUCCUCUGUCUAACAUCAGUGGGCUGGUGACAGUUCAAGUGUUAGAUGUGAAUGAUAAUGCACCUAUUUUUGUCAGCACCCCCUUCCAGGCCACUGUACUGGAGAACGUGCCACUGGGAUACUCCAUCAUACACAUCCAAGCUGUGGACGCAGACUCCGGGGACAACUCCAGACUGGAGUAUCGCCUCACAGAGACCACUCCAAACUUCCCCUUCAGCAUCAACAACAGCACCGGCUGGAUCGUGGUAGCUGCCGAGCUGGACAGAGAGAGUGUGGACUUUUACAAUUUUGGAGUUGAAGCCCGGGACCAUGGGUACCCUGUGAUGUCCUCCUCUGCGAGCAUCAGUAUGACUAUUCUAGAUGUCAAUGACAACAACCCUGAGUUUACCCAGAAAGCUUAUUACAUGCGGCUGAACGAGGAUGCGGCCGUUGGGACUAGCGUAGUGACAGUGUCAGCUGUGGACCAGGACAUCAAUAGUGUAGUGACGUAUCAGAUAUCCAGCGGAAACACCCGCAACAGGUUCUCCAUCACCAGUCAAAGUGGCGGAGGACUGAUCACUCUGGCCCUGCCUUUAGAUUAUAAACUGGAGCGGCAGUACAUGCUCACGGUCACCGCCAGCGAUGGCACACGCUUUGAUACAGCCAAAGUGUUUGUGAAUGUGACAGACGCCAACACUCACAGACCCGUGUUUCAGAGCUCUCACUACACUGUCAACAUCAAUGAGGACCGGCCCAUGGGCACCACUGUGGUCAUCAUCAGCGCCACAGACGAUGACACUGGGGAAAAUGCUCGCAUCACAUACUUCAUGGAUGACAGCAUCCCUCAGUUUGACAUUGACCAGGACACAGGCGCUGUGACCACUCAAAUGGAGCUGGACUAUGAAGACCAGGUUUCAUACACUCUGGCCAUCACAGCUCGAGACAACGGCAUCCCACAGAAGUCUGACACCACAUAUCUCGAGAUUCUGGUUAAUGAUGUGAAUGAUAACGCUCCCCGCUUCCUUAGAGAUCACUAUGUGGGUUCUGUUAUGGAGGAUGUGCCGCUCUACACUAGUGUGGUCCAGGUGUCCGCCACGGACAGAGACUCAGGGCUCAAUGGACGCGUCUUCUACACUUUUCAGGGAGGAGAUGAUGGGGAUGGAGACUUUAUCAUUGAGUCCACUUCAGGUAUUAUCCGAACUCUGCGCAGGCUGGACAGAGAAAAUGUGCACGUUUACAGCCUGCAGGCUUAUGCUGUGGAUAAAGGACAUCCAGCUUUAAGAACAGCCAUAAACAUCCAAGUGACAAUCUUAGAUGUGAAUGACAACCCCCCUGUGUUUGAAAAAGAUGAGUUUGACAUUUUUGUGGAGGAGAAUAGCCCUAUAGGUGUAGCAGUAGCACAUGUGUCUGCCACUGACCCAGACGAGGGGAGUAACGCACAGAUCAUGUAUCAGAUAGUGGAGGGGAACAUCCCAGAGGUUUUUCAGCUGGAUAUUUUCUCUGGUGAACUAACCGCAUUAAUAGACCUGGAUUAUGAGGUCAGAAAUGAGUACAUCAUUGUAGUACAGGCCACCUCCGCCCCCCUGGUCAGUCGCGCCACUGUCCACAUCAAACUAGUGGACAAAAACGACAACAUCCCUGUCCUGAAAAACUUCCAAAUCAUCUUUAACAAUUAUGUCACAGACAAAUCCAGCAGUUUUCCCACAGGAGUGAUCGGCCGCAUCCCCGCUUAUGACCCUGAUGUGUCAGACCAGCUUCUGUACAAGUUUGAAACCGGGAAUGAGUUGAAUUUAGUGCUGUUGAACCACACAACAGGGGAGAUCCAGCUGAGCGAAGCGCUAGACAACAACAGGCCCCUGGAGGCUUCCAUGAGGAUCUCUGUGUCUGAUGGGGUGCACUCUGUGUCCGCUCAGUGCCUCCUUCAGGUCACCAUCAUCACAGACGAGAUGCUGUCCAACUCCAUCACUGUGCGACUGGCCAACACCUCUCAGGAGCACUUUCUUUCUCUGCUCCUGUCCCAGUUUUUGGAUGGUGUGGCCCGGGUGCUGUCCGCAGCCCCGGAAGACGUGGUCAUCUUCAACAUUCAGGACGAUACCGACGUCAGUGCGAGAAUCUUAAACGUUAGUCUCUCUGUAGCUGUGCCAGUCCCAGAGGAAACAGUUGGGACGGGACACUUGGGGGACAGGGGGGUUACAGUUGGAGGAGCAGAGUUUUUCGGCUCAGAGGAGCUGCAGGAAAGACUGUAUUUAAACCGCAGUCUUCUGGCACAAAUAUCCUCUCAAGAAGUCCUCCCUUUUGAUGACAACAUCUGCCUGCGUGAGCCCUGUGAGAACUACAUGAAGUGUGUGUCUGUGCUGAAGUUCGACAGCUUGGCCCCCUUUGUUUCAUCAGACACAAUUCUCUUCAGACCCAUCCACCCAAUCAACGGGCUGCGCUGCCGCUGUCCCACCGGCUUCACUGGAGACUACUGUGAGAUAGAGAUCGACCUGUGCUACUCCAAACCCUGUGGACCCCAUGGGGUGUGCCGCAGCCGGGAGGGGGGCUUCACCUGUGAAUGCCAUGACGACUUCACCGGGGAGCGAUGUGAGCUGUCUGCCCGCUCCGGCCGCUGCGCACAGGGGGUCUGUAAAAAUGGGGGCAUGUGCGUAAACCUGCUGGUCGGGGGCUUCAAGUGCGAUUGUCCUCCCGGGGGAUACGAAAAGCCCUACUGCGAGAUGACCACACGUAACUUCCCUCCUCACUCAUUCGUGACUUUCAAAGGGCUCCGGCAACGCUUCCACUUCACCCUGUCUCUUACAUUUGCCACUAAAGAACCUAAUGGGUUACUGUUGUACAACGGACGCUUCAAUGAGAAACACGACUUCAUUGCAAUGGAGAUCAUCAAUGAGCAGAUACAACUAACCUUUUCAGCUGGUGAGACAAAGACUACAGUUUCCCCAUACAUUCCUGGAGGAGUCAGUGAUGGACAGUGGCAUGUGGUUGAAGUCCACUAUUACAAUAAGCCUGUCCUGAACCAGGCCGGUCUCCCACAGGGCCCCUCUGACCAGAAGGUUGUCGUGGUGACGCUGGACAACUGUGACUCCACCUUGGCCUUAAGAUAUGGUCAUGUGAUUGGAAACUACACCUGCUCAGCUCAGGGCAGCCAGUCCGGAUCCAAGAAAUCUCUAGACCUGACGGGCCCGCUGCUCCUCGGAGGCGUCCCUAAACUCCCAGAAGACUUCCCUGUUCAUAACCGACAGUUUGUGGGCUGUAUGAAGAACCUACGCAUUGACAACCAGCACAUAGAUAUGGCUAGCUUCAUCGCUAACAAUGGCACUCUUCCAGGAUGCUCUGCGAAAAGACAUUUCUGCAACAACAGCCCAUGUCAAAAUGGAGGCACCUGUGUGAACCUGUGGGGGUCCUUCAGCUGUGACUGUCCGCUUGGGUUUGGGGGACAACAUUGUGAGAGAGUGAUGGCCAGUCCUCAGAGGUUUUUGGGGAAUAGUUUGUUGCAGUGGAACAACAUUGCCGCCUCUUCGACAUCGUGGCAUGUUGAGUUGAUGUUUCGGACACGACAGGCAAGUGCCACUGUUCUUCACAUCUCAUCUGGACAGCAGCACAACCUCACUCUGCAGCUGCGUGCUGGGAGUGUAUUGAUGGCGCUGCACAGAGGGGAGGACUCGACCCUGUCCCGAGUGGAGGAAGUUUUGGUGAAUGAUGGAGAGUGGCAUCAUCUACAGUUGGACAUUAGCAGUUUAGGAGGAGUGGCAAAUCUGCACAAAGCUGUACUGUCUGUGGACCUGGGGCUCUAUCUGGCCAGUAUGGAGGUGGAUGGGAGGCUGCGGGACUCCAAGCUGAAGGCAGUUAGCGUUGGUGGUUUCCCAAUGCCUGAUGGGAAAAUUCAACAAGGCUUCCGUGGAUGUAUACAGGGAUUGCGUGUUGGUGGCGCUCUGAGUCUGUCACAGGCCAGAAAGGUCAAUGUGGAACCAGGCUGUAACAUCCCGGAUCCCUGCUCUUCAAACCCCUGUCCCAAAAACAGCUACUGCAGCAAUGACUGGGACAGUUACUCUUGCACCUGCCUCCCUGGAUACUUUGGCUCAAACUGCACUGACGCUUGCAGCCUGAAUCCCUGUGAACACAAAUCGACUUGUACCAGAAAACCCUCUCCUCGUGGUUACUCCUGUGACUGCCCCAGUAAUUACUUUGGAAACUACUGCGAGAAAAAGACUGACCUACCCUGUCCCAGAGGCUGGUGGGGCCAUAAGACCUGUGGCCCCUGUAACUGUGACACAAGGAAAGGCUUUGACUCCGACUGCAACAAGACGAGUGGAGAGUGUCGCUGCAAGGACAACCACUACCGUCCCAAUGGCAGCGAUGUGUGUCUGCUGUGCGACUGUUACCCGGUGGGAUCCUUCUCACGAGCAUGUGACAGAGAGACUGGGCAGUGCCAGUGCAAACCGGGUGUGAUCGGGCGCCAGUGUGACCACUGUGACAACCCCUUCGCCGAGGUGUCUCCCAACGGCUGUGAAGUCAUCUAUGAUAGCUGCCCCCAGGCUAUUGAGCAGGGGAUUUGGUGGCCGAGGACUAAGUUUGGUCUCCCAGCUGCGGUGCACUGUCCCAAGGGAACUCUGGGAACUGCAAUUCGCCACUGUGAUGAGCACAAGGGCUGGCUGCCCCCCAAUCUGUUCAACUGUACCAGUGUUACAUUUAGCAAGCUGGAAGCCCUGUCUGAAAAGUUAGGCCGUAAUGCCUCGCUGUUGGAUUCGAGCCGUGUCCAGCAGACUGCAGCCAUGUUGGCCAAUGCCACUCUUCACACAGAGAAGUACUUUGGCAGUGAUGUGAAGGUGGCCUACCACCUCACCAAGAGACUGUUACAGCACGAGAGCACCCAGCAAGGAUUCAAUCUCACAGCCACCCAGGACGUCCACUUCACUGAGAAUCUGGUACGUGUGGGCAGUGCCAUCCUCUCCCCGGAGACACGGCCGCACUGGGACCUGAUCCAGCGCUCAGAUGGGGGCACAGCGGCACUCCUUAGACACUUCGAGGAAUACGCCAACACCCUGGCACAAAACAUGAGGAAGACUUACCUCAGCCCCUUCACCAUUGUCACACCACAUAUAGUCAUCUCUGUGGAUCGCCUUAAAAAGACAAACUUUGCGGGAGCCAAACUGCCCCGGUAUCAGGCGCUGAGAGGUCCUCGCCCUGUGGAUUUGGAGACAGCUGUGACCCUACCAGACUCAGUGUUCCAGCCCCCUCCAGUGGACACUAAAGGUCACAGACAUUUGGACGUUUUCCCCGAUUCAUCUCAGAAAAACCGCUCCAUGAACCGCCAGAGGAGACAUCCCAAUGAGGACCAGCAAGACGCAGUGGCCAGUGUCAUUAUCUUCCACAGUCUGGCUCCACUGCUGCCCGAAAACUACGACCCAGACAAAAGAAGUCUUAGAGUCCCAAAGCGUCCAGUUAUCAACACACCAGUGGUCAGUAUUACUGUCCAUGACAACGACGAGCUCCUUCAGCACCCACUGGACAAACCCAUCACAGUGCAGUUCCGCCUUGUGGCCACAGAGGAGCGCUCUAAACCCAUCUGUGUCUUCUGGAACCACACCAUACUUAGUGGAAGUGGGGGCUGGUCAGCGAAGGGUUGUGAGGUGGUUUUCAGAAAUAGUACUCACAUCAGCUGUCAGUGUUAUCACAUGACGAGCUUUGCAGUGCUCAUGGACGUCUCCAGGAGAGAGAACGGAGAGAUCCUGCCAGUCAAACUCCUGACGUGGAGCACAGUAGGGGCGACUCUGGGCUUCCUCUUCCUCACCUGCAUCUUCCUCCUGAGUCUGAGGGCUAUGCAGAGCAACAAGACCAGCAUUAUCAACAAUGGGACCAUCGCACUCUUCCUCUCCGAGCUCAUCUUCAUUCUGGGCAUCAAUCAGGCUGACAACCCGUUUUUGUGUACGGUCAUCGCCAUUCUGCUGCACUUCUUCUACCUCUGCUCCUUCUCCUGGCUGUUCCUGGAGGGGCUGCACAUCUACCGCAUGAUCAGUGAAGUCCGAGACAUCAACUAUGGACCAAUGAGGUUUUACUACCUGAUCGGCUGGGGCGUACCUGCCUUCAUCACUGGUUUGGCUGUUGGUCUGGAUCCUGAAGGCUACGGGAACCCUGAUUAUUGCUGGUUGUCAAUGUAUGAUACUCUGAUUUGGAGCUUUGCUGGACCAAUCGCGAUUGCUGUGUCGAUGAAUAUUUUUCUUUACAUUCUAUCCUCAAAAGCCUCCUGCUCACCCAAACACCACAGCAUUGAAAAGAAAGAGCCCCGAAUAGCGGGUUUGAAGACAGCAGGUGGGGUACUCUUCCUGGUUUUGGUCACAUGUUUCCUGGCAUUGCUGUCUGUCAACAGUGACAUCAUCAUUUUCCAUUACCUGUUUGCGGGAUUCAACUGUUUACAGGGCCCAUUCAUAUUCUUCUUUCGAAUUGUAUUUAACAAAGAGGCGAGGACUGCAAUGAAAUACUGCUGCAGCCGCAAGCGCCCAGAUCACAUGAUGAAGUCUAAAGCCUCUAUUUACAAAUGCAACACAAACUACAAAGACGGCAAGUUGUACCACCUUCCUUUCGCAGACUCUAGUAUCUCUCUGAACGGCACCAUGCAGAGCGGAAAGAGCCAACAGAGCUAUGUGCCAUUUGUCCUUAGGGAUGACGGUUUAAACAACAGCCAAGCACAAAUAGCUAUGAAUGACCACAUGGCCCACUUUCCUGAGAAUAAAGACCCUGAUGACCAUGACAGCGACUCAGACAGCGACUUGUCUUUGGAGGACGAUCAGAGUGAAUCCUACGCCUCGACCCACUCCUCCGACAGUGAGGAUGAGGAUGGCCCCCUUCCUCCUGAGGAAUGCUGGGAAAAUCUGGCAUCCAAUGGGACAAAAAGGCCACCAGAUAACGGUAUGACAAAAACAUACUGGCCCGACUACCCGGGCUCAGGCAGUGACAGUGAACUCAAAGUCACAAAUUCAGAAUCAAAUCUGAGGACAAUACCAGAGGCACGUUCACUGGACUCCACCACCGUGCAGAUACCGGGACUAUCCCACCUCAACACACACCCACACAAAGGCAUCUUAAAAAAGAAACUCUCUCCUAUUGUGGAGAGAAAUGGAGGGAACCGUAUCAACAGUGAUUUGGUGGAUACAGUGGCGUCCUCUCAUGGGUCAUCAUCCAGUGAAGGACGGCCUGGUCCAGCUAAACCCACUCUGCAGGACCAGCUCAACGGGGUGGUGCUCAGCAUCAAGGCCGGGACGGUAGAUGGAGACUCCUCAGGAUCAGAGUCAUAGAGCCUCCCUCUCCAGUAUGGACUUCUUCACAAAUACCCAAUGGGACAAAACAAAGGAUUCAGUCUCUUAGCCUCUGAAAGAGCGUCGAUGUAUAUUUAUAUCAUGUUGUGAAUGGACAAAGAGUGCUCAAAGUGUUGUGCCAAAACCUCAGGAGUCACUGCACUGUCACAUAUUGUCCCUUUAAAAAUAUAUUGUUUACAUACUUGAAGCAAUGCACUUUUGUUUAUUCCUGCCUGUAUUUGCUUGCAGGUAGUUUUCUUUCUGUUACAAUGUUUUUCUAUGACUGAAAAUAAGUCAUACUCGUGGGUCCAUAAGUAAGCAUUCAGGGAACUUUCUUUUCUUGAAUUGUUUCACUGUACGUUAAUAUUUGCAUUGGUGCCAGUUUUAUUUCAGAAGAAUAUGGUCCAAUAAAUGUCCAAAAGGCACAAAAUGGAGUCUCAUGUGUUGACACAGUAAGCUGUUUACAAGUUGCAAGUUGAUUCAUGGACUUUGUGAGGAAAAAGCAAAGAUCUUUUUGUGAAUAAGCUAUUUUACUGAAUGAAGGAGGCUUUCCAAGUCAAAAGCUGAAGAACCACUGUUCUACAUAUAAUGGAAAAGGACUACUUAAGACUUCUGAUGCCUUUCGGAGCUCAAUUUCUAAAGACAUUUAAAAUUUUCGAAUGAUGGAUGCAUUCAGAGACUUAGCAGCUGUGUUUUAUAGUUUAGCUGUGAAGUUUUGUCCUUGUAAAAUAAUGAAUUGUAUGUAAAUGUGUGCUGUAAGACUAUUGGAGAUGUUUAAACUGUACAGAGCAGCCUGUAAAUGGAAAAAGGACAUAUCUUUAAAUGAAUCUAUGAAGUAAAAGUAUCUAUACGUCCAUUACUCAUGCAGACCAUGUUUAAAAGACCAAUCUGACUUUGUACCAUUGUUUUUAAUUGUAUAUAUGGAUGCCAUUUUGACAACUUUAAACUGAAAGUGAACUACAAUGUCCUUACAAUGCCAUCAAAUGUUACAUUUCCACUGGUAUCUGUCUUUUACAACCAUUUUUUACUGAUUAAACAGUUUUAUACAA